Rasamsonia emersonii CBS 393.64 is the source of this 2793-nucleotide messenger RNA. Its product is annotated as 26S proteasome regulatory subunit Mts4. The transcript has 6 exons. The record is from RefSeq and is a predicted model, not a curated record. NCBI's taxonomy places the organism in Eukaryota, Fungi, Ascomycota, Eurotiomycetes, Eurotiales, Trichocomaceae. Gene Ontology annotation, cellular component: nucleus; proteasome regulatory particle, base subcomplex; proteasome complex. Gene Ontology annotation, molecular function: enzyme regulator activity. Bases 1 to 2793 code for a protein of 930 amino acids. Gene Ontology annotation, biological process: regulation of protein catabolic process; proteasome-mediated ubiquitin-dependent protein catabolic process.
AUGGCGAAAGAAGGCGAGCGGCCCACGGCCGCUGACAAGGGCAAGGGCAAAGUAGACGAUGCUCGAGAGUUGAAUGGACAGAAGAAGGACAUCAAGGAUGAAAAGACACGUGGAAAGAAGGAUGGGAAGAAAGACGAGGAACCUCAAGAAGAGGAACUCAGUGAGGAAGAUCAGCAGCUCAAGAAUGAGCUCGAGAUGCUCGUUGAGCGGUUAAAGGAACCGGAUACUUCCCUAUAUCGACCCGCCUUAGAUGCCAUCAAGACAUUUAUCAAGACGUCUACCUCAUCUAUGACCGCUGUCCCAAAGCCAUUGAAGUUCCUCAGACCUCAUUACGAUGAGCUCACGGCGCUCUAUGAUCAGUGGCCCGCUGGGCCUGACAAAGACUCGCUGGCAGAUAUGCUGUCUGUCUUGGGCAUGACGUAUGGGGUUGAGGACAAGCUGGAGACCCUCAAAUACCGCCUCCUAGCCAAAUCAGACGACCUGGGUUCGUGGGGCCAUGAAUACAUCAGACACCUAGCGCUGGAAAUCGGACAGGAAUACCAGAACCGGGUGACGGAGGAAAAAGAUGUCCAGGACCUGAUCGAUCUCUCCCUGUCUCUGGUUCCAUACUUCCUGAGUCACAACGCCGAGGCCGAUGCCGUCGACCUGCUCAGCGAACUGGAGAUGAUCGAGGAAAUCUCGCGCUUCGUGGAUGAAAACACCUAUCCAAGGGUCUGCUUAUAUAUGGUCAGCAUGGUCAAUUUGCUUACCUACCCCGAGGACCAGCAAUUCCUCCGAACUGCUCACGAUAUCUACGUUCGCUACAACAAGCUUGCCCAGGCCAUCGUCAUCGCCAUUCGUCUGAAUGACAUCGAUCUCAUCAAGAGCGAUUUCAACGCCACGAAUGACAAGGCACUUAAGAAGCAAAUGGCUUUCCUUGUUGCUCGGCAGCAAAUCUGGCUUGACUUGUCUUCGGAGGAGGAGGAUGAUCAAGAGUUGAUGGAUUGUCUGAACAACACCCAGAUCCCUAUACACUUCAAGGCUCUGGCCAAGGAACUCAACAUUCUCGAUCCAAAGAUGCCCGAAGACAUAUACAAAACCCAUUUGGAGAGCAGCAGGGGUGCGGGGCUGACUAAUGUUGACUCCGCGCGACACAAUCUCGCGAGUGCUUUCGUCAAUGCCUUCGCCAACGCGGGCUUCGGAAACGACAAGAUGAUGUUGGUCGAAGGCGACAAAGGUCCAUGGGUCUGGAAGACAAAGGAUGAUGGUAUGAUGUCGACCACUGCAUCGAUGGGUAUGCUUUUGCAUAGGGACGUCGAGGAAGGGUUGGAUAAGAUCGACAAGUUCACAUACGCCCAGGAGGACCAAAUCAAAGCUGGAGCGUUGCUUGGAAUUGGCAUUCUCAACUCAGGCGUCAGAUUGGAUUCCGACCCUGCCCUAGCCCUCCUUGGUGACCCAGACAAUCUCGGAAGCAAGAGUAUCCAGACGCGAGUGGCUUGCAUUAUGGGAUUGGGCUUGUCUUACGCGGGAUCAAACAAGGAAGAACUUCUUGAAAUUCUUCUUCCGAUUGUGGAAGAUGUCUCUCUGGACAUGCAGCUCUCUGCAAUGGCAGCAGUUUCUUUGGGCCUGAUCUUCGUCGGUUCUGGUAACCAUCAGGUCUCCGAGGCUAUUGCCACGACACUCAUGGACGAGGAGAGGCAGAAGCAACUCAAAGACAAGUGGACGAGAUUUAUGGCCCUUGGUCUGGCCCUCCUUUACUUUGGUCGACAAGAGGAAGUGGAUGUCAUCUUGGAUAUUCUCAAGGCUGUUGACCACCCCAUGGCCAAGCCAACCUCCGUCCUUGCCUCCGUUUGCGCCUGGGCUGGUACUGGCACAGUCCUGAAGCUUCAAGAGCUUCUUCACAUUUGCAAUGAUUACAUUGAAGAGAAGGAAGAGAAGAAAGGUGACGAACUGGUGCAGUCCUACGCCGUCCUGGGCUUGUCCCUUAUUGCCAUGGGAGAGGAGGUUGGCCAAGACAUGAUUCUUCGGCAAUUCGGCCACCUGAUGCAUUAUGGUGCUAGCAAUAUCCGGAAAGCGGUUCCUCUGGCAAUGGGGCUGGUUAGCCCCAGUAACCCUCAGAUGAAAGUCUACGAUACAUUGUCCCGGUACAGUCAUGAUACUGACAACGACGUUGCGAUCAACGCGAUCUUCGCGAUGGGUCUCACCGGCGCUGGAACAAACAAUGCUCGGUUGGCACAACUUUUGCGACAGCUUGCCAGCUAUUACCACCGUGAUCAGAAUUCUCUCUUCAUGGUCCGUAUUGCUCAGGGUCUGCUGCACAUGGGCAAAGGUACCCUGUCCGUCAACCCGUUCCAUACCGAUCGCCAGGUGCUCUCGAGGGUGGCCGCUGCGGGACUGCUUACGGUGCUGAUUGCAAUGAUUGACGCCAAACAAUUCAUUCUCGCCGAGCAUCAUUAUCUCCUCUACUUCCUCAUCACAGCCAUGCAUCCACGAUUCCUCGUGACCCUUGAUGAGAAUCUGCAGCCACUGACCGUGAAUGUUCGCGUGGGUCAGGCAGUGGACGUGGUUGGGCAAGCUGGCCGCCCGAAGACCAUUACUGGAUGGCAAACCCAGAGCACGCCUGUGCUUCUUAGCUAUGGAGAAAGAGCUGAGCUGGAAGAUGAGGAGUAUAUUCCUCUUAGCCCCACACUUGAAGGCUUGGUGAUCCUGCGCAAGAAUCCUGAGUGGGUGAGCUCGGCAAACAAAAUCUGCUCAUCCGCCUUGAGCCUGGAUUUCCGUGUAUUGUAUGCAGAUAAGAUAGAUUAUCGUCUUUAA